AUCUAAAGGACAUGUCGUUGGGAAAACAAGUGUGACAGCCAAUAGAUUUCGGAUUGUCAAAAAUAAGAGAGCAUGCCGAGCAUUAUUUAAACAUCGAAUUGGGCAAGAAAAAGGCGUGUGUGUGUGUGUAGAACGGGGCACGUGUCCCGCAAAAAUGGCAAAUUUCAUAAACAAUCCCUCGCAGCAGAAUUAUUACUUUAAGAAGAGCGUUGCCUACACGGAGGACCACAUCCUGGUGAAGAAACUGUUUCUCUACAAUGUGGCAGCCGAGGAGGUGCAAACAUAUUUCGAGGGCUUUGGCCGUGUGCUGCGGCUGCAACUGUUUGCCGGACCGGGCAUGGCUGCCAACCGGAAGCUAAUGCCGCGCGAUGGCUGCGGCGGCGGCGGCGGCUGUGGCGAUGGUGGUGGCCGGAGGACAAAAACAGGCUACGUUUACUUUGCCAAUCCGCGAGAUGCGGCCAAGGCGCUGCGAAAAAAUCUGCACACCAUCAAUGGGCGUCGUCUGUCCGUCCAGGCCAACGAUAGCUGGCAUCAGCCCGAUGCCUACGGCCCGGCCCGCCCAUCCGCUGAGCAGCCCAGCCCAGCUGCUGGCGAUGAGUCGUCGUCGUCGUCGCCGUCGGCGGAUAUUUUGAAUCUGAAUGAUCAUUGUUUGGAGCACAUAAUGCGUCUGUUGUCGCUGCCGGAUCGCAUACAUUUUGCGCGGACCUGCAGCCGAUUCCGAAGCGUCUAUCAGCAGGUGUCGCCGGCGCUGAAUCGCUGCAUCAGCUUCGAUGUGUUCGAUGCGAUGACCGUCUGGGAUAUGCGUGACUUUUUCAUGCUCUCCGGCCGGCAUUUGCAGCACAUCGAGGGCAUCAUACCGCCGGGUCGUUGCCAGCGACUGUGCGAGUUCUUUGGCCAGCACUGUAUCAAUCUGAGAACGAUGCGCGUGACGGCCAGCAAGCUGAGUGUGCGAAAUAUGCACAAGAUCUUUGCCAGGCUGGACCGGCUGGAGGAGCUGCAGCUGCGCGCCUGUGCGCUGGGCAAUUCGAGCUUGCUGGCACUGAAGCAUCUGCUGCAACUGAAGCGUCUGGAUCUGUCGGACAAUCAUCAGCUGACCGGUCUGAAUAUGAACUAUCUGCCAGCGUCCAUAGUCUACCUCAGCCUGACGAGCUGCAAUGGGCUGCAGUCCAAGUACUUGCCCAAGCUAUGCAAGGCGCUGCCCCAGCUCAGAGAGCUGAACAUGAAGGCGGUCUACACCAUAACCACGGGCUUUCAACAGGUGGUCAGCGGCAAGUGCUGCUCGGCGCUCGAGGAGCUCACGAUAAGCAGCGGUCCGGCCAAUGAGUACGAGCACAUUGCCAAGCUGCCCGGUCUCAAGAAGCUGGUGCUGUACAGCUAUGAGCAGGGCACCACAUUGCGGCCAGAGCUGCUCACUUGGCUGGUGGAGCACAAAUCGGAACAGUUGCUGCACUUUGAGGCGCGCGGCCAGAACUCGAUCAAUGCGGAGAUGCUGUCGCAGAUUGGCCAGCUGAACGCAUUGCAUACACUCAGUUUGCCGCACAACAAUGCCAUUGGGGAUCGCGAGCUGGAGGCACUCCGGCUGCAGCAGCUGGAGCAGAUCAGUCUCAAGUAUUGGCCCAAUUUGGGCAACAAUGCGGUGCUGCGUCUGCUGAUGGCCUGCCCCAAGCUGCACGAGCUUCAUCUGGAGGAGUGUCCGCGGCUAACCGAGAAGUUGCUCCACGACAUCAUCUUCAAGCUGCGCCUGCAGAUACGCGACAAGGAGAACCAGCGCCAGCUGCCCAUCCGCAUGCAUGUCUAUGGCAGCAAAAUUAAUGAGUUCAGUCUGCAGCAUGCGGAUGUGGCCGCCAAGGAUAUCAUCGAUGCGUGCCUGGCGCCGCCCUCAUCUUCGGAUCUGUGCCUGGUGCGAAUGUCCAAUCUAUUGGAAUUCGAUUUCUAUUCAGAUGAUUAUGAUAGCUUCGGCUCCGAUGAUGAGCUGGAUCCGGACUACGAUCGUUAUAUGGUCAAUGAGGGGUUCCUCAGCGACGAGGAAUACGAUUAUCCCGACAUGGUAUUCAACGAUGACGAUCUAUUUGUGAUAAAUAUGGAAAAUGUGGCGGAAUUGUUUAACAACUGGAAUGCGAAUGCGAAUAGAAAUGCAAAUGCGAAUUUAAAUCGGAACGGUAACGGAAACGGAAAUGUGUAAUCUGAUUGAAUUUAUUUUCUAUAUGUCUAUAUAUAGUCAAAUAGGUAACCUAUUGCCAUAUUAUGUAAGUAUUGUAAGUAGGUGGAAUAGAGUAUAAUUAUGACAUCUGCAGCUGUCAAUGUAAUUAAAAUAAUUAAAGUGUA
Molecule: messenger RNA, 2325 nt
Organism: Drosophila montana
Lineage: Eukaryota; Metazoa; Arthropoda; Insecta; Diptera; Drosophilidae
Exons: 2
Coding region: 155-2182 (675 amino acids)
Biological process (GO): SCF-dependent proteasomal ubiquitin-dependent protein catabolic process
Cellular component (GO): SCF ubiquitin ligase complex
Molecular function (GO): RNA binding; protein binding
Source: RefSeq, a predicted model, not a curated record